AUGCAUUUCACAGCUGCUUCCUUGGCUCUUUUGGCCGGAGUUGCCACCGCUUCUCAACAAGGUCACUACCACCCAAAGCGUAUUAACAACGGUACCAUCUCUGCCACCUCCGCUGCUGAUAACGGCCAAACCACUUUAACCGUUUACGCUACCACCGUCCGAACCGUCACCUCAUGCGCUGCUUCCAUCACCAACUGCCCAGCUCGUGCCACCUCCACCGCUGAGGGAGCUUCCACCACCCCAGAAGUUAUCGUCGUUACCGAUACCGUUACCUUGGCCACCACUGUUUGCCCAGUCGCCGAGGCCGAAUCUGCUAGCUCCGUCAUCACUAGCAAGCACUUGACAUCUGCUCUUGCAUCCCUCUCUUCCGCCAUUGCCAGUGCUGCAAGUGAAAGCUCUUUCUACGGUGCCACCACCACCGCUGCUAUCCCAGCUGCUUCCAGCGGAGUCGUUGGUGCUACCAGCCCAAUUGCUUCAAGUGCUGUCGCAUCUUCCUCUGCCCUCGGUGUUGAGACCAGCCCAGCUGCCUCCGGUGUUGUUGCACCAUCUGGUGCUGUUCCAUCUGGAAGUGCCCCAGCUGGCUACGGAUCCCCAUCUGGAUCCGCUGGUGUUGUUGCACCAUCCGGAGCUGCUCCAUCUGGGGCUGCCCCAGCUGGAUCCGCUUCUUCCCCAGCUUCAUCCCUCGCUGCUUCCUCUCUCCCAGCCGCCGCUGUCUCCAGCGCUCUCGGUGUUGAGACCAGCCCAGCUGCUUCCGGUGUUGCCGCACCAACUGGAUCUUCCCCAUCCUCCGUCGUCGUUCCUCUCGGAACUGGCGUCGUUUCCGCCAUCCAAACCGUCACUGCCAACGCUAGCCACACCUUGACCUACACUCUCGGCUCUGGUUCUUCCACCACCGUUGUCACCACCACCAUCAUUGAGACCUCCGCCUCUACCAUCUACGCCACUGUUACCCCAACUCAAACCGUUGCCGCUUCCUCCGGUGCCGGAUCCCCAGCUGGUUCCGCCGCUGCUUCUUCCGAGGCUGGUGUCGUUUCCGCUGGUGAAUCUACCACUUCCCAAACCACCACCGUCUACGGUACCUCCACCUCCACUCACUACGUCACCGUUUCAGCUGUUUCCUCCGGAUCUGCUGCUACUGGUCUCGCUGGUGUUACCGCUGUUGCCUCAGGUGCUGGAUCUGCUUCCCCAUCCGCUACCGCUGGUGCAUCCUCUGGAGAGACCACUGGUGAGGGAUCUGGAUCUUCCGGUUCCGGAUCAUCUGGAUCUGAGACCUGUGCAUGUGCCGAGGCCGCUACCGUCACUGUCACUGCUACCGUUGCCGCUCAAACCGUCACCGUUACUGCCGCUGCCGCUGGAUCUGAUGCCACUGGUGCCCUUUCCGGUAUCCAAACCGCUGUUGUCUCCACCGACGCUGCCGCUGCCACCACUGACGCUUCUGUCGUUGUUAGCACUGCUACCGUUGUCCCAAUCCCAGCUACCACCGCCGCUGUUACUUCCAUCCCAUUCUACGGUAACGGAACUGUUGUUACUUCCACCAAGAAGUCCAAGUGCGCAUCUUCUGGUUUCUUGACCAGCAAGGCUAAGCCAACUGGUGCCAAGCCAACUGGUUACUAA
Molecule: messenger RNA, 1614 nt
Organism: Botrytis fragariae
Lineage: Eukaryota; Fungi; Ascomycota; Leotiomycetes; Helotiales; Sclerotiniaceae
Exons: 2
Coding region: 1-1614 (537 amino acids)
Source: RefSeq, a predicted model, not a curated record